GAAGUGACGACACCGACGUACAACAGAUUGCUGAACAGCGAGAAGUCGCAUAUUGGCUACAUGGAAAAAGCCAGACGCAGAGACAGUGGUGAAAGAACAUAGCAAAAUACAAGGGCAACGUUUUCAAAAUCCAUCUUCAUCUUCGGAAAAGCAAGUCGGGAUGAUAUCGAAAAUAGCAAGAGCAUAAACUACACACGUUAACCUUCAAAACAAACCCAGUAUUAUGGUUUUAUGACGUUAGGAUUGUUUUAAAACGAGAGGUGAAAGAUAGCUUGUUGGAUUGUAGCUAGGGACAGUGUUACUAUAUCCGGAUAGAUAGAGAGACUACGGGAAGCAGAAAGAAGAGAGAGAAAAAUAAACCGUUUCUGGAAAUAAUUUUGUCUUUAAAAAAAAUUUUGGACUAAAACUUUCUUGGGCUUUUGCCUGAAACAUUUUUUGUCGAUUUUGAGCUAGCUUGCUAGCUAUAAAUUGUCAAUCAUGGAAUUGAGAGUGGGAAACCGAUACAGACUGGGCAGAAAAAUUGGAAGUGGUUCGUUUGGAGAUAUUUAUUUGGGUACUGAUAUCUCGGUAGGAGAGGAGGUGGCCAUAAAGCUAGAAUGUGUGAAGACCAAACACCCGCAGCUCCACAUCGAGAGCAAGAUCUACAAGAUGAUGCAGGGAGGAGUGGGUAUCCCAACGAUAAAGUGGUGUGGGGCGGAGGGCGACUACAACGUGAUGGUGAUGGAGCUGUUAGGACCUAGUCUGGAAGACCUGUUCAACUUCUGCUCCCGCAAGUUCUCCCUGAAGACUGUCCUGCUGCUGGCUGACCAGAUGAUCAGCCGUAUAGAGUACAUCCACUCUAAGAACUUCAUCCACAGAGACGUGAAGCCAGACAACUUCCUGAUGGGCCUGGGCAAGAAGGGUAACCUGGUGUACAUCAUCGACUUUGGCCUGGCCAAGAAGUACCGCGACGCCCGCACACACCAGCACAUCCCCUACCGCGAGAACAAGAACCUGACCGGCACCGCCCGCUACGCAUCCAUCAACACACACCUGGGAAUCGAGCAGUCUCGUCGUGAUGACCUGGAGUCUCUUGGCUAUGUCCUGAUGUACUUCAACCUGGGCAGUCUGCCCUGGCAGGGCCUGAAGGCUGCCACUAAGAGACAGAAGUACGAACGCAUCAGUGAGAAGAAGAUGUCUACCCCCAUCGAGGUCCUCUGUAAGGGAUACCCAUCGGAGUUUGCCACGUACCUGAACUUCUGCCGAUCUCUGCGGUUCGAUGACAAGCCAGACUACUCGUACCUCAGACAGCUGUUCAGGAACCUGUUCCACAGACAGGGCUUCUCCUACGACUACGUCUUCGACUGGAACAUGCUCAAGUUUGGCGCCAACAGGGCAGCAGAGGAUGCAGAGAGGGAGAGGAGAGCCGGUGAGGACAGACUGAGACAGGGACAGGCCAGGGCCCCUGCAGGGGCCAGAGGGAUCCCCUCAGCCUCCGGACGACCCAGAGGAGCACAGGACGCAGCCGCACCCGCACCCCUUACGCCCACCUCACACACAGGUAUGGAGCGGGAGAGGAAGGUCAGCAUGCGUCUUCAUCGUGGAGCUCCUGUCAACAUCUCCUCCUCAGACCUGACUGGACGACAGGACUCACGCAUGUCCACCUCACAGAAUAGCAUUUCCUUCGAUCAUCAUCUGAGAAAGUAGCAGCUCGUCACGUCCUGGUGUGAACGGCUGGCUGGCUGCACCCGGCUCUCUCUCGUGUCACCCCCAGUGGCCUCCAGUCAGCAGCCCCUCGAUGAGUCCCUCUGUCCCCCAUCACCACCACCAUCACCCUGGAGGGUUAAACCAUGCACGGCCCUAACCAUACCACACACCAACACACACUUCAAUACCUGUAGGACGCUUACUGAAACAACCAGUCAACCCAUCAGAUGCCUGGACUCUUACACAAUCAACCAAUCAAAAGGCAGGACAAGGACCUCUUCAUCCGCUCUCAACUCCAUCCAUCCAACCAGCCAAUCAAAACACACAGACUGAUGCUCUGCCUCUUUGACAUCAACUGAUCUCUGCUAAGUAACACGCUUAUGCUGUUGUAACAGGGUGGACGACUCACACUCACACACACAGACACAGACACUCACACUCACACUCACACACACGACUCAGAGAGCGUUCAGCCGUGCUCUUGAUAUCACUUUGUCAGAGGACGUCUGGCUUUGGAGGAGAUGAGACGGGGAUGGAGGAGGAGAAACGAGAGGGGAAGGAGGGAUGUUGUUGCCCCUGGCACACCCAGAACAGUCACUGCCCCCCCCCCCCCCCUGCUAUGUAAACCCUAGCGAGGACACUGACAUGG
Molecule: messenger RNA, 2335 nt
Organism: Salvelinus fontinalis (brook trout)
Lineage: Eukaryota; Metazoa; Chordata; Actinopteri; Salmoniformes; Salmonidae
Product: casein kinase I
Exons: 10
Coding region: 478-1686 (402 amino acids)
Biological process (GO): signal transduction; peptidyl-serine phosphorylation; endocytosis
Cellular component (GO): nucleus; cytoplasm
Molecular function (GO): protein serine/threonine kinase activity; ATP binding
Source: RefSeq, a predicted model, not a curated record